GAUUGUUGGAUUUUCUCUUUUUUACUUCUUAUAUUUAAUUUUUCCGAUUCCCAAUUUCUGAUUAAUCGGAAUGAUUAACAACCGUCGAUCUAAAGACGAGAGAUGAUGAUACAUGAUUUUUAAAUGAGAUCGAGACCGCCAUCAACGAGCUCCGAUGUUUCCCUUCGCGGUGGAUCUCUUCUGUAAACUCAUUCAGUCUCUGAUGUCGUCGUCGAGUGAUCAUCUACCCCCCGAAACGCCGCUGCUCGAUCAAGAGCAACCUCCCUCCGACGAAGACGACGACCUCGGUCAAACCCUCCAGUGGCUCGAGACCUUUCUGACCCUCCUCGGGUUCAACCAAUCUUCCACGCGGAGCCUUGCUCUGUCUUGGAUCGUGUUCUUGACGGUCGGUCUUGUGAUUCCCGUGACAGUGCUGGAGCUAGGGCAUUGCAGAGACUGCGAGAGGUAUCAGUACAAGAGCUUCGAGCUCAACAUCGUCGUCUCUCAGGCGUGUCUUGCUGGCGUCUCUCUGCUCUGCGUUUCGCAUAACUUGAGAAAGCAUGGGAUUCGAAAGUUUCUCUUCGUUGAUCAGCUCAGCGGUCGCAUGGGGCGGCUCAAGGCUCAGUAUAUUCAGCAAAUCUCGAACUCUGUGAGACUGCUUGCACUUUGGUCACUCCCCUGUUUCGGACUAAAAGCUGUUCGAGAGAUUAUCCGGAUGCUAUACGUGCCUCAUGACCAGCCAUGGCUCUCUGUUUUGAUUCUCUUGUCUAUGAUCUUGUCAUGGACUUACUUAAGCACUAUCUUUCUAGCUGCGAGUGCCAUGUUUCAUCUGGUAUGCAACUUGCAAGUCAUUCACUUCGAAGACUACGCAAAGCUCUUAGACGGAGAGUCUGAGAUCUCUCUUUUCAUCUACGAGCACAUCCGUUUGCGUCAUUACCUCUCUAAGAUAAGCCACAGGUUCCGCAUCUUUCUGCUUCUACAGUUUCUGGUCGUCACGGUUAGCCAGUUUACCACGCUUUUCCAGACCACCGCGUAUAGCGGAACUAUCACGUAUAUAAACGGUGGUGACUUCGCGGUCUCGGCGGUGGUCCAAGUUGUUGGGAUUAUUUUAUGUCUGCACGCAGCAACGAAGAUAUCUCACAGAGCACAAGCGAUAGCAUCAGUUGCAAGUAAAUGGCAUGCGAUAAUGUCUUGCUCAUCUACUGAUGCAACUCAGAUAAGGACUUCUCCUAGUGGAGCUCACUUGGAGGCCACCACGAAUCCACCAAUCUCCUUCCAGAUUUCCCAUUCGGAAAGCGAUGUGGAGUCAAUGGAUCACUACAUGAGGAUGCCUGCUAAUAAUAACAACCACUUCCCUUCUUACAUGUCCAUGUCUGCAUACCAUAAAAGACAAGCUUUUGUGUUGUAUUUGCAGAUGAAUCCAGGAGGGAUAACGAUAUUCGGCUGGACAGUGGACAGACAUUUGAUAAACACAAUAUUCUUCAUUGAGCUCUCUCUAGUUACCUUUGUACUUGGGAAGACUAUAGUUUUCAGUCCUGAAUGACUCGGACAAGAAAAAGGUGUGGUAUAUUAAACACAAGGCUUUACCCUUUUUGCCAACUAUAGUGAAUUUUUUGCAAUUAAUAUGAGAAGAAACUGAACACAGGUUUCUCAUAAUUUGUUUACGUCUAGUGUGUAUAAUAAGUUUUUUUUAUGAGGUUUUAGAACUACAUAGUACAUACUUGUUGGAACUUGUUACACGAUCUUAUAUAGACUGUUGUUUUUAGCA
This is a messenger RNA of Raphanus sativus (radish), 1747 nucleotides long. RefSeq lists its product as uncharacterized. The coding region runs from base 155 to 1522 and encodes 455 amino acids. The record is from RefSeq and is a predicted model, not a curated record. Lineage: Eukaryota; Viridiplantae; Streptophyta; Magnoliopsida; Brassicales; Brassicaceae. The transcript has 4 exons.